AUGCUGUUUGAAAAUGUCAACAGAAUAAUAGAAUCUAACUGGGGUUUACUAAUCGGCUAUCGUUCUCAGAACCGGCUGCAGCUGUUGUUGGUGGUGUUUCGCUUCUUCUCUCUUCUUCUAUUUCUCGUGUCGAUCAAGGGGAUAAUUGCUGGUGAAGUCGAUUCUUGUUGGGUUGACGGCGACAUGGGUUAUCUCAAUUCGGUGCUCUCGUCUUCGAAUCAGGUUUAUGCGGAGGAUGGCCCUGUAAGCGGGGGUGGUCUCAGUCAGAAUGGAAAGUUCAGCUAUGGAUAUGCAAGCUCACCAGGGAAGAGAUCUUCAAUGGAAGACUUUUAUGAAACAAGAAUUGAUGGUGUUGAAGGGGAGAUAGUUGGUCUUUUUGGAGUUUUUGAUGGUCAUGGAGGUGCAAGAGCUGCUGAGUAUGUGAAACAAAACCUUUUCAGUAAUCUGAUCAACCACCCGAAGUUCAUUUCAGAUACCAAAUCUGCUAUAGCUGAUGCAUACAACCACACAGACUCAGAGUUCCUCAAAUCAGAAAAUACUCAGAAUAGGGAUGCUGGUUCAACUGCUUCCACAGCUAUCCUUGUUGGGGAUAGGCUGCUUGUUGCCAAUGUUGGAGACUCAAGAGCUGUCAUCUGUCGGGGUGGAAAUGCUAUUGCUGUUUCUAGAGAUCAUAAGCCUGACCAAACUGAUGAACGGCAAAGGAUUGAGGAUGCUGGAGGAUUUGUAAUGUGGGCAGGCACCUGGAGAGUUGGAGGUGUUCUUGCAGUGUCUCGGGCAUUUGGUGAUCGGCUCUUGAAGCAGUAUGUUGUUGCUGACCCAGAAAUCCAGGAAGAGAAAGUUGACAGCUCUCUUGAAUUUCUCAUCCUUGCGAGUGAUGGAUUAUGGGACGUUGUAACUAAUGAGGAAGCUGUUGACAUGACGAAACCUAUUGACGACCCAGAGCAGGCGGCAAAGAGGUUGUUGCAUGAGGCAUACCAGAGAGGCAGUGCAGAUAACAUUACAUGCGUCGUCGUUCGCUUCUUGGCUGCCUCUCACUCUCACGGUGGUGGUGGUACCACCUCUCAAGGAAGCAACCCUCCUCCUCAAGCGGGCAACACCUCGCACUCACACCCCUGA
Molecule: messenger RNA, 1116 nt
Organism: Linum trigynum
Lineage: Eukaryota; Viridiplantae; Streptophyta; Magnoliopsida; Malpighiales; Linaceae
Source: the annotation of a GenBank genome assembly